UAAAGACAAGUGAUUUUCAUGUCUCUAAAAUAUCUAAAGUACAAAAAACCUUCUUAUAUUUACAUAUUCACCUUGUCGAAAUAUUUUUAAUCACAUUUUAAUUAGCACGAAUAAAUUAAGAUGCAGAAUUUUAGCGACAAAAAUCGACACAACAUGGAGUUGCGAUCAACUUCUUCACGAGAGGAAAGGGGCUUUUCAAAUUUUAAUCCGAAGAAAGCACGUGCCCACGCUAACGAUGCUAUGUCGAAAGUUUUCAGGAAUCCGUUGAUUCUCGACGCCAUCUUCACCAAGGUCCCCCUCCCCGAUCUGAAGGCGUUUCGUCUCGUCUCCCGUGAAUGGGCCGACGUCGCCUCCACCUUACUAGGAAAACUGGCUUAUCUCCACACCAACAAGCUUUUCACCUACAAGUGGAUCAAGUUCAGACAGGUGCUACCCGUCAACGACAAACUGACCCGACGCCUCCUCAUCUCCGGCGAAUUCGACAGGUCCAUUCCGUCCAACAAUAAGAAGGCCGACGUUACUGCAAAAGUUCUCACCCACGUGGCGAACGUGUCUCAUUUAACGCGCGAAAUUAAAUUUGUCGCCGCCCGAAAAGAAUUUGUUCCCCCUUUUCUGGAAGGAAUUAGAGUCUUGGGGUCCACAAAAGCGCACGGAAUUAGCAUCCUGAGCGCGUGGGAAGACGAUACCAUGUACACAAUUCCAGCCGAGGCGUGUCGCAAACUAGCCCCGCAACCGGACUUAAGCUCCCUCACUUUCAAAAUUUUUUCAGACUUUAAAAUUUUAUCAGAAAUUUCAUCUUACUCCAGAAACUUAGACCGCAAACAUAACCGCACCACGGGUUGUUACGAAUUUCAACCCUUGGUCCAAAUCUGGCUGGAAGCUGCCCCUAAUCUGACCACGCUGGACGUCGCGGCGUCCCUCUAUCCUAAUUUGGAGGGGUGUAAAAGUCUGAAAAUUCUGAAAUUUAAAUUCGUAACGUGCAAAGUACAUUUUCCUUAUCUCGAUUUGGACAAUGUGACCAAGAUGCUGGGACAGGUGCAGGAUUCCUUGGUCGAGUUGGAAUUAUCGCAGUAUAUGGGGGACGGCUGUGCCGUGAAGGAGACCCAAACUGUUUACGAGCUUCCCGUCAUGUCGAAACUUACCAGUCUGUCCAUCCGUACCGUAAAUGUGUACCGAAUUCGUGGCUUUUUUGAUGAGGACCACUUCCCAAAAUUGAAAACCCUCUCGGUCCACCACGGAUCAGGCAAGUCGUCCUUGUCCUCCCAUCUAAACUUGUGGAGGGGACAUAGCGGAGUUGAAUCUCUCGCCCUGACCAUGGAUUUCUGGACUUCGGGGGACGAGGAGGAUUUCGAGGGAAAAAUUAUCCACUUAUUUCCGGCCGUUAAGGAAUUCGAUUUAACGCUGAAAAACAUAAGUUAUACGUCAAUUCCUACCUUAAACCGGAGUAUAGAAUCGUUCAAAAUGUGGGACUUGGAACGGGUCGACGUUGUCGUGGAUUGGGUGAAAAGAUGCUGCGUGUGGGUUGAAGUUCUAAAAGCUGUGUCCGUUUUUAAAGGAGAUAAAAGCCUCCUCUUUUCGUACAUUGACGUUUCGGAGGACCAAUUUUCUCACCACAUUCAAGAUCUCGUCUUGUACAGUAGAGGAUUUAAGAGGGUAGAAAUCUCGGGGCGUGUGGAACCAGAAUUUAUGGAACGAAUUCGACCCAUUUUUGAAGCCAGUGGUGCACCCAUUUAUUUGACGGAGGCGUAGUUCACAAGGAAAUGGAAAGCAUGGAUUACUUUCGAAUGAGGCAAAAAACUUACUUAUCUCAAACCAUGAAGAUUCCAUAACCUGGAAUGAUGACGCCUGUGUGGAAGGAAAGACUAAACGAAGCGAAUCUAAUAGUUAACAUAUAAACAAGCCGACGCGAAAUUAACAAACCUAAACAUAUAAAUAAACCAGACAAUAAAUCUAUGAUUCUCAAACUUGG
Folsomia candida is the source of this 1969-nucleotide messenger RNA. RefSeq lists its product as uncharacterized. The record is from RefSeq and is a predicted model, not a curated record. The coding region runs from base 121 to 1749 and encodes 542 amino acids. The transcript has 6 exons. NCBI's taxonomy places the organism in Eukaryota, Metazoa, Arthropoda, Collembola, Entomobryomorpha, Isotomidae.